GUUGACAACACGAGUCUCACCUUGUAAACCCAGUUGGACGCGAAGACAUCAGCUGCGACAAAACUGACCUGACAUGCCAAAAUAUUGUUCGGUCCCAAGCUGUAAGAAUGACUCCGGCAGCGGCAACGACAGGAAAAGCUUCUACAAGUUCCCUCUGCAAGACACGGUCCGGCUGCAGCAGUGGCUGAAGAACAUGGGACGUGAGAACUGGACUCCUUCUCGACACCAGUAUAUUUGCCAUGAACACUUUGCACCUUCGUGCUUCAAGGUGCGAUGGGGCAUCCGUUACCUUGAGAGCGAUGCUGUGCCCACAGUCUUCCAGGAGGCCGAGAAACGAAAGGCUGCUGAUCACAGUGAAAGGAAGCCAAAACGCCUUCGAGCUAACAGUAAUGAAAGCUUAACAGUGUCGGAUGACGGGUCGGUGGCUGUUGACGCUGUGGAGAUGGAAAGUACGUUGCACACGGUACACCUGUAUGGGAUCACUGUCGACCCAUCGCAGCAGGGAGAAACCAGCCUGACAGAGUCGAGUGCCGUUGGAGAAUCUGGCUUUUCUCUGCAGACAGACCUGAACCCGUCACCAUCACUGGAUGGAUUCAAAACGGGAGCAAAUUUCCCUUUAACGUUAUUCGAAACAGUAAAUCAUCUCAGAAACAGUGGCGAGAACGCAGAAGUGGUAGUGAUGUCUGAAUGUCCUGCUGGUGAAGGGCAAGAUGAGCUUGUGAAUGGAAUCACUGCUGCCAUUUUGACUCAAGGCCAUGGCCUGGUCAUGAAUGACUCCACUACGGAUGAGGCUGUGGCCUCUCUCUGUGUUGAAGAUGUGACGUGUACCACAGAGGAAUUCUCAGACGUCCAAGAAAGCCAUGAAACACAAGUCAUCGCCUACUUCGAGACGAUUCCAAAUGUUUUCCCCAGUGAAACCUCUGCCCAGUUCACCUUCUCCCCAGAUACAGUGCUGUCGUCCGCUCUCAGCUCCAAACCCAUAACAUCUACUCUGCCUAUAGUGUCCAAACAUGUGCCACCUUCCCCCACAUCCCUGGUCCUCACUGUGGAAAGACUGGACACAGACGAGGGAGAGGGAGACGACGGCCAGUCAGAGGAGGACGGCAUAGAACGGCAGGAUCACCAGCUGGAGGAGCACUGCUACCAUAAGAACAGUCUGAGCAAAGAGCAGCUGGAGGCGAUUGUGGCUGAGCUGCAGAAGAAGGUCAAAGUGCUGCAGCAGCGACACCGCCGACACCUGGAGAAGCUUCUGGGACUGGAGAACACAGUCAGCCAGCUAAGACAAAGCAACCUGCUGAAUGAAGAGCGCCUCCAGCUGCUUGAGAGGGCUUACAUACAGACCAGUGCAGCAGUGUCAGAUGCUGGUGAGACUGUGGCUAUCAUCUAUGAAGAGGACGAUGCUGCAUACUUGUAUACUCCACUGACCAAUGCAGACGAAAAGCUGUGACACUCGACUGACUGCAGAUUUCCCCUCUGUGUGUCCGUCUGCUGCCCACUGUGCCAAAAAGUGACAUGGCUAACGCUAUUGAAAACAAGUGCUACCUAAUUGUGUGUGUUUUCCUUUUGGUGUCUUUUAGAUCUGCUGUGAUUUUUGCACAAAUGUGGAUGAGUAUAUAUGGGACAACGUUGAA
This is a messenger RNA of Chelmon rostratus (copperband butterflyfish), 1631 nucleotides long. RefSeq names its product THAP domain-containing protein 5-like. The coding region runs from base 74 to 1447 and encodes 457 amino acids. The transcript is spliced from 5 exons. The record is from RefSeq and is a predicted model, not a curated record. Lineage: Eukaryota; Metazoa; Chordata; Actinopteri; Chaetodontiformes; Chaetodontidae.